Molecule: messenger RNA, 6693 nt
Organism: Emys orbicularis (European pond turtle)
Lineage: Eukaryota; Metazoa; Chordata; Testudines; Emydidae
Gene: SDK2
Product: sidekick cell adhesion molecule 2
Exons: 45
Biological process (GO): cell-cell adhesion
Molecular function (GO): protein binding
Source: RefSeq, a predicted model, not a curated record
AUGGCAGGGGGCGGCCGCUGGCAGCCCCUGUUGUGCAUCCUCCUCGCUCUCCAGGGGACCCCCGGCGCCGGGGCUCAAGAUGACGUUUCGCCAUAUUUCAAAACGGAGCCGGUCCGGAGCCAGGUCCACCUGGAAGGGAACCGCUUGGUCCUGACCUGCAUGGCCGAGGGCAGCUGGCCACUGGAGUUCAAGUGGCUUCACAACAACAAGGAGCUGACCAAGUUCUCUCUGGAAUACAGGUACAUGAUCACAUCACUGGACCGCACCCAUGCCGGCGUCUACCGCUGCAUCGUCCGCAAUCGGAUGGGGGCCCUCUUGCAAAGGCAGACGGAAGUCCAGGUGGCAUACAUGGGCAGCUUCGAGGAGAGCGAGACGCACCAGAGCGUGUCCCACGGCGAAGCAGCCGUCAUCCACGCCCCCCGCAUCGCCAGCUUCCCCCAGCCCCAGGUCACCUGGUUCCGGGACGGCCGGAAAAUCCCCCCCAGCAGCCGCAUAGCCAUCACGCUGGAGAACACCCUGGUCAUCCUGUCGACGGUGGCGCCCGAUGCCGGCCGGUACUACGUGCAGGCCGUGAACGACAAGAACGGGGAUAACAAGACCAGCCAGCCCAUCACUCUCACCGUGGAGAAUGUCGGCGGCCCGGCCGAUCCCAUCGCUCCCACCAUCAUCAUCCCGCCCAGGAACACCAGCGUGGUGGCCGGCACCUCGGAAGUGACCAUGGAGUGCGUGGCCAACGCCAGGCCGCUGAUGAAGCUGCACAUCGUCUGGAAGAAGGACGGGGCGCCGCUCUCCAGCGGGCUCAGCGACUACAACCGCCGGCUCACCAUCCUCAACCCCACGCUGGGCGACAGCGGGUACUACGAGUGUGAGGCCGUACUGCGCAGCAGCAGCGUGCCCGCCGUGGCGGAGGGCGCCUUCCUCGCCGUGCUGGAGCCGCCCCAGUUUGUCCAGGAGCCGGAGAGGCACGUCACGGCCGAGAUGGAGAAGGUGGUGACCAUCCCUUGCCAGGCCAAAGGCGUCCCGCCGCCAGCCAUGGCCUGGUACAAGGACGCGGCCCUCGUGCACGUGGAGAAGCUCUCGCGGUUCCGGCUGCUGGGCGACGGGAGCUUGCAGAUCAGCGGGCUGGUGCCCGAUGACACCGGCAUGUUCCAGUGCUUCGCCCGCAACGCCGCCGGCGAGGUGCAGACCUCCACGUACCUGGCAGUGACCAGCAUCGCUCCCAACAUCACCAAGGGCCCCCUGGACAGCACCGUGAUCGACGGCAUGUCCGUGGUUCUCAGCUGCGAGACCUCGGGGGCGCCGAGGCCGGCCAUCACCUGGCAGAAAGGGGAGCGGAUCCUGGCCAGCGGCUCGGUGCAGCUGCCGCGCUUCACCCUGCUGGAGUCGGGCAGCCUCCUCGUCAGCCCCACGCACAUCGCCGAUGCCGGCAGCUACACCUGCUUGGCCACCAACUCCCGUGGGGUGGACGAGGCCUCUGCGGACCUCGUCGUGUGGGCCCGCACCCGCAUCACCAACCCCCCUCAGGACCAGAGCGUCAUCAAGGGAACCAAAGCCUCCAUGAGCUGCGGCGUCACCCACGACCCCAGCGUGGCCGUCAGGUACAUCUGGGAGAAGGACGGCGCACCCGUCAGCGUGGACGGCAUCCCGCGGCUCCGGCUGGACGAGGAGGGCACCCUGCACAUCUCCCAGACCUGGUCCGGGGACAUCGGCACCUACACCUGCCGGGUCCUCUCCGCCGGGGGCAACGACUCCCGCAGCGCCCACCUGCGCGUCAGGCAGCUCCCCCAUGCCCCGGAGAACCCGGUGGCCGCGCUGAGCCCGCUGGAGAAACGUGCCAUCAACCUGACGUGGGCCAAGCCCUUCGACGGGAACAGCCCCUUGCUGCACUACAUCCUUGAGGUCUCGGAGAACAACGCCCCCUGGACCACCCUCAUGGCUAGCGUGGACCCUGAGGCGACCUCCGUGGUGGUGCGAGGCCUGGUGCCCGCGCGCUCCUACCAGUUCCGCCUCUGCGCUGCCAACGACGUGGGCAAAGGGCAGUUCAGCCAGGACACCGAGAGGGUGUCCCUGCCGGAGGAGCCCCCCACCGCGCCCCCCCAGAACGUCAUCGCCAGCGGCAGGACCAACCAGUCCAUCAUGAUCCAGUGGCAGCCGCCUCCUGAGAGCCACCAGAACGGCCUCUUGAAAGGCUACCUCAUCAGGUUCUGCCUGGCCGGCCUGCCCGUCGGCUAUCAGUUCAAGAACAUCACCAAUGCCGAGGUCAACAACCUGCUCCUGGAGGAUCUCAUCAUCUGGACCAACUACGAGAUCGAGGUGGCGGCGUACAACAGCGCCGGCCUGGGGGUCUACAGCGCCAGGGUGACCGAGUGGACCCUGCAGGGAGUUCCCACCGUGCCCCCGGGCAACGUACAGGCCGAGGCCACCAACGCCACCACCAUCCGCUUCACCUGGAACCCGCCCAGCCCCCAGUUCAUCAAUGGCAUCAACCAGGGAUACAAGCUGAUCGCUUGGGAGCCGGAGCAGGCGGAGGAGGUGACCGUGGUGACGGUGAGGCCCAACUUCCAGGACAGCAUCCACGUGGGCUACAUCGGGGGCCUGAAGAAGUUCACGGAGUACUUCACCUCCGUGCUGUGCUUCACCACGCCGGGCGACGGCCCGCGCAGCCCGCCGCAGCUGGUGCGCACCCACGAGGACGCGCCUGGCCCCGUGGGGCACCUCAGCUUCAGCGACAUCCUGGACACGUCGCUGAAGGUCAGCUGGCAGGAGCCCCUGGAGAAGAACGGCAUCCUGACCGGCUACCGGAUCUCCUGGGAGGAAUACAACCGCACAAACACACGGGUGACGCACUACCUGCCCAACGUCACCCUGGAGUACCGCGUCACCGGCCUCACCGCCCUCACCACCUACACCAUCGAGGUGGCCGCCAUGACAUCCAAGGGGCAGGGCCAGCUGUCCUCCUCCACCAUCUCCUCCGGGGUCCCUCCAGAGCUCCCCGGCGCGCCGACCAAUCUGGGUAUCUCCAACAUCGGCCCGCGCUCCGUCACGCUCCAGUUCAGGCCGGGCUACGACGGGAAGACCUCCAUUUCCCGCUGGCUGGUGGAAGCUCAGGUGGGUCAGAUCGGCGAGAACGAGGAGUGGGAGCUUGUUCACCAGCUGGCCAAUGACCCCGACGCCCGCUCCAUGGAGGUGCCCAACCUCCACCCGUACAUGUACUACAGCUUCCGCCUGCGGCAGGUGAACAUCGUGGGCACCAGCCCGCCCAGCGUGCCCUCCAGGAGGAUGCAGACCCUGCAGGCUCCCCCGGACGUGGCGCCCGCCAAUGUCACCCUGCGGACGGCCAGCGAGACCAGCCUGUGGCUGCGCUGGAUGCCGCUCCCGGAGCUGGAGUACAACGGGAACCCGGAGUCGGUGGGCUACAGGCUGCGGUACACUCGGGCGGACGGGCGGGACAGGACGGUGGCGCACGUGAUCCACGACCGGGUGGAGCGGGAAUACACCAUCGAGGACCUGGAGGAGUGGACGGAGUACCGCGUGCAGGUGCAGGCCUUCAACGCCAUCGGGGCCGGGCCCUGGAGCCACGUCGUGCUGGGGCGUACCAGGGAGUCAGUCCCCUCGUCCGGCCCCACCAACGUGUCCGCGCUGGCCACCACCUCCAGCAGCAUGCUGGUCCGAUGGAACGAGAUCCCUGAGGCGGAUCGCAACGGGCUCAUCCUGGGCUACAAGGUCGUGUACAAGGAGAAGGACUCGGACGCGCGGGCCCGGUUCUGGCCGGCGGAGGGGAACGCCUCCCGCAGCGCCCAGCUCGCGGGCCUGGGCAAGUACGUGCUGUACGAGAUCCGUGUGCUGGCCUUCACCCGGAUCGGAGACGGCGCGCCCAGCUCCCCGCCCAUCCUGGAGAGGACUCUGGACGACGUGCCCGGGCCCCCGGUGGGCAUCCUCUUCCCAGAAGUGAGGACCACCUCAGUCCGGCUGAUCUGGCAGCCUCCAGCCGCGCCUAACGGCAUCAUUCUAGCGUACCAGAUCACCCACCGCCUGAACACCACCAGCGCCAACGCCGCCACCGUGGAGGUGCUCAACCCCAGCGCCCGCCAGUACACGGCCGCCGGCCUGCAGCCGGAGUCGACCUACCUCUUCCGCAUCACGGCGCAGACCCGCAAAGGCUGGGGCGAGGCGGCCGAAGCGCUGGUGGUGACCACCGAGAAGAGAGACCGCCCGCAGCCCCCCAGCAAGCCCGUGGUGCAGCAGGAGGACGUGAAGGCCCGCAGUGUGCUGCUGUGCUGGGAGCCAGGCAGCGACGGCUUCUCCCCGGUCCGGUACUACACCGUGCAGACCCGCGAGCUGCCGGCUGGCGAGUGGACACUGCACUCCGCCUCCGUCAGCCACAAUGCCACCUCCUUCGUUGUGGACAGGUUGAAGCCCUUCACCUCCUACAAGUUCCGCGUCAAGGCGACCAACGACAUCGGGGACAGCGAAUACAGCCAGGAGUCGGAGUCACUCACCACCCUGCAGGCCGCCCCAGAGGAAGCCCCCACCAUCCUCUCGGUGACGCCUCACACCACCACCUCCAUCCUGAUCCGCUGGCAGCCCCCCAACGAGGACAAGAUCAAUGGGAUCCUGCUGGGGUUCCGGAUCCGCUACCGCGAGCUGGUCUACGACGGGCUGCGCGGCUUCACCACGCGCAGCGUCAGCAGCCCCGGCGCCAAGUGGAUGGAGCUCACCCCAGGGUACGCCGUGCGGAACCUGACCGGAGCCGGCCUCACGCACCACCAACUGGACAAUCUGAGCAAGCACAGGCGCUACGAGAUCCGCAUGAGUGUGUACAACGCCGCGGGCGAGGGGCCCUCCAGCCCCCCCCAGGAGGUCUUCGUAGGCGAGGCGGUGCCCACUGCCCCGCCGCAGAACGUGGCCGUUCAGACCGCCACGGCCACCCAGCUGGAUGUCACGUGGGAGCCGCCGCCCCUGGAGGCGCAGAACGGCGACAUCCAGGGCUAUAAGAUCUAUUUCUGGGAGGCCCAGCGCCAGAAUGGCACGGAGCGGGUGAAGACGCUCUUCCUGCCCGAGAAUGGGGCCAAGCUGAAGAACCUCACGGGAUACACCUCGUACCUGAUCACCGUCUCGGCCUUCAACGCCGCCGGGGACGGGCCUCGCAGCGCCCCCGUCAGGGGCAGGACGCAGCAGGCAGCCCCCAGCGCCCCCAGCACCAUCCGGUUCAGCGAGCUGACCACCACCUCGGUGAACGUCUCCUGGGAGCCGCCUCUCCUGCCCAACGGCAUCCUGGAAGGGUACAGGCUGGUCUAUGAGCCCUGCACGCCUGUGGACGGCGUGAGUAAGAUCGUGACGGUGGACGUGAAGGGGAACAGCCCCCUGUGGAUGAAGGUGAAGGACCUGGCGGAGGGCGUGACGUACCGGUUCCGGAUCCGGGCCAAAACCUUCGCCUACGGGCCCGAGAUCGAGGCCAAUAUCACCACGGGGCCGGGGGAAGGUGCCCCCGGACCGCCGGGCGAACCCUUCAUCUCCCGGUACGGCUCAGCCAUCACGAUCCACUGGGCGAAUGGGGAUCCCGGCAAGGGGCCCAUCACCCGAUACGUCAUCGAGGCCCGGCCCUCAGACGAGGGGCUGUGGGACAUCCUCAUCAAGGACAUCCCCAGGGAGGUGACCUCCUACACCUUCAGCAUGGACAUCCUCAAGCAGGGGGUCAGCUACGACUUCCGGGUCAUCGCCGUCAACGACUAUGGCUAUGGGACGCCCAGUGCACCCUCCCCUUCCGUCUCAGCCCAGAAAGCCAACCCCUUCUACGAGGAGUGGUGGUUCCUGGUGGUCAUCGCCUUGGUCGGGCUCAUCUUCAUCCUCCUGCUGGUCUUCGUCCUCAUCAUCCGCGGGCAGAGCAAGAAGUAUGCCAAGAAAUCAGACUCAGGCCUGUCUCGGGGAGCAGGCAGGUCCGGGAGGGUCGGCCCAGGAGUCUGAGCUGGUCCCGUAGCCGGGUGUGUGAUGUGCGGGUUCCCCCCGGGGCGGGGCGCUGCCCCAGCUGAUGGCUCCCCUCCUGCUCCGACAGGGAACAACUCCAAGGCGAACGCGCUGAGCCACGGGGAGAUGGUGAGUCUGGACGAGGGCAGCUUCCCUGCCUUGGAGCUCAACAACCGGCGCCUCUCCGUCAAGAACUCCUUCUGCAGGAAGAACGGGAUCUACACCAGAGCUUCCGUGUCCCUGCCGAGGUCCCCGCCGCGGCCCAGCCCCGGGAGCCUGCAUUACUCCGACGAGGACGUCACCAAGUACAACGACCUCAUCCCGGCCGAGAGCAGCAGCCUGACAGAGAAGCCCUCGGAGAUCUCGGACUCCCAGGGGAGCGACAGCGAGUACGAAGUGGAUCAGAACCAGCAGAAGGCCCACUCCUUCGUCAACCACUACAUCAGCGACCCCACCUACUACAACUCCUGGCGGCGCCAGCAGAAGGGCAUCUCCCGGGCCCAGGCCUACAGCUACACGGAGAGCGAUUCCGGCGACCCCGACCACUGCCCCUUGUCCAACAGCACCAGCACCCAGCAAGGCAGCCUCUUCCGGCCCAAAGUCAGUAGGACUCCAACCCCCCAGACGCCCGUCAACCCCCCCAACCAGCAGAGCACCCUGUACCGCCCCCCCAGCAGCCUGGCGCCGGGCUCUCGAGCCCCCAUUGCAGGAUUUUCUUCUUUUGUUUGA